AUGGGAGCAGGUAACAAAGCGGUUCAGGAUAAUGAACCGAGGCCUGAGAACCCAGAAGUGGAUCUGUCUACACCGGGUAACCUCAGGCCAGCUGGGUCACACCUGGACGCUUUCCAUCGACGAUGUCUCGAUGAGAGAGUUGGAACGGAUGAACUUCCGGCCCUACUUCGGCUUCGGACUGGUGCAAUGCCGGCUCCGAAACCGCAGAGGCGCAGCAGAGAGAGUGCCAACAACAGACUCUCAACAGAUGCCGUCUGCUUACUUCCCGGGAGACUCAGAGGGGCAGAUGCAAACUCCGAUCACUUUCUAGUUAUUGCUAACAUAAUUCUAACAGAACGAAAAAAGGUAAAACAAAACAUCCAUAGAAAUAAAAACACAAAAUAUGACAUGAAAGAAUUACAAGUAAACGAGGUAUUAAGGAGAUAUAAAGCAGACAUAGAAAGAAGUCUAGACAAUACACCAGUUUUAAACAUGGCCAGCAUAGUAGAAAAGAAAUGGAAUAACAUAGAUAAUACCAUAAAAACAUCAACUGGGAAAAAUAUUAAUAAGAAAAAACGCAGAAAAGAAAAGAAUGGCUAG
Psylliodes chrysocephalus is the source of this 579-nucleotide messenger RNA. NCBI's taxonomy places the organism in Eukaryota, Metazoa, Arthropoda, Insecta, Coleoptera, Chrysomelidae. The record is from the annotation of a GenBank genome assembly.